Messenger RNA from Amphimedon queenslandica, 444 nucleotides. RefSeq names its product dolichol-phosphate mannosyltransferase subunit 3-like. The record is from RefSeq and is a predicted model, not a curated record. The transcript is spliced from 3 exons. Bases 46 to 333 code for a protein of 95 amino acids. Gene Ontology annotation, biological process: GPI anchor biosynthetic process. NCBI's taxonomy places the organism in Eukaryota, Metazoa, Porifera, Demospongiae, Haplosclerida, Niphatidae. Gene Ontology annotation, cellular component: endoplasmic reticulum membrane; dolichol-phosphate-mannose synthase complex.
CUCCGCUCGCUGAUCCGUUUAUUCCCGUAUAAUCCCUGAAACAAGAUGGUGGUCUGCACCAAGCUAGUUCAAUGGCUGGCUAUUGCAGCCUUCUUUAUGGAGCUAUGGUAUGGACUGGUCGUGGGCUGGUUUCCUAUAAAUAUUAGCCCGCAAUUAUACCAAGUACUUCUCCCUAUGCCACUUUAUGCCAUCAUGUUACUAGGGUGUUACUCGUUAAUCGCCGUUGGUUACCAGCUCAUGACAUUCAGCGAUUGCCCUGAAGCAGCUGACGAAAUCAAGCAAGAAAUUCAAAUGGCCAAAAGGGACUUGGCAUCAAAAGGAUUUAAAUUUUAAAACAACAUUGAGAACCCAUCAUUAUCUAUCUCUCACUCGGACUUUCUACUUUAUUUAUAAAAUUUAAAUUGUUUUAAGCUAAUUUAAAAACAUAUGCCUUUAAAUACUGUA